Molecule: messenger RNA, 2687 nt
Organism: Clunio marinus
Lineage: Eukaryota; Metazoa; Arthropoda; Insecta; Diptera; Chironomidae
Source: the annotation of a GenBank genome assembly
AAUUAAUUGCGCUCGAUUUUUUAUUGCAUAAAAAGGUGAAAAGAAAAUAAAAUAGAAAUGCAUUUGGAAGUGAAGCAAAAGUUGUGCUGAAAUUAAUGACACAUAAUAAAAUGUGAUGCAAUAAGUAAUUAUAGUGAAAAUAUUUUUUAUCAGCAAAAUAAAAAUCAGUGUUAGUUGCCGUCGUAAAUAAAUACAAAAAAAUAUUGAAACACAUAUUUCGUGAUUAAUCAUAUCAUGAUGCUUCUGUUGAAUACUGUGAAAUUAGUGCUAAUUGCACUUAAUAUUCUACCGAAUCGAAUGAAGCACAAAAAAAUAAUGUUCUUUAUCUACAUGGGAACACUUGUUACACAUGUCAUGAUGGAUGAGCCAAAGUUUGCACAGCCCAUUCCGAACGUGACCGUUGCAGUUGGACGAGAUGCGAACUUGCCAUGUGUUGUAGAACAUUUGGGAACAUAUAAGGUUGCUUGGAUUCACAUAGAUAGGCAAAUGAUUCUUACGAUACAUCGACAUGUCAUUUCGCGUAUACCACGUUAUUCAGUAACCUACGAUAAUUCAAAUACCUGGUUGCUUCAUGUAAAUCAAGCACAACAAGAAGAUCGAGGGUAUUACAUGUGUCAAGUGAACACUAAUCCGAUGAUCAGCCAAGUUGGCUACUUACAAGUUGUUGUUCCACCGAACAUAUUGGAUAUUGAAAGCACUCCAUCAUCGGUGGCAGUUCGGGAGAAUCAAAAUAUAAAUAUGACGUGUCGUGCUGAUGGAUUCCCAACGCCCAAAAUUAUUUGGAGGCGAGAAGACGGACAAAGUAUCACAGUCGAGCGUAAGAAGAAAGUUAUGGUGUACGACGGUGAGGUUCUUCAUCUCACAAAGCUCAGCCGAAACGAGAUGGGUGCUUAUCUUUGUAUAGCAACGAAUGGUGUACCGCCUUCGGUGUCGAAACGAAUAAUUUUGGAUGUUGAAUUUUCUCCAAUGAUUUGGGUUCCCAAUCAACUUGUUGGAGCUCCAUCUGGCACAGAUGUCACUAUCGAUUGCCACACUGAAGCACAUCCAAGAGCAAUCAUUUACUGGGUUUAUAAUCAAGUGAUGGUGCUGCCAAGCAAAAAGUACAUCAUUGAUUACAAUGAAAACUCGUAUCGAGCACACAUGAAGUUGACUAUCAAGAGUUUGUCGAUGGGUGACUUUGGAAACUAUCGAUGCAUAUCGAAGAACUCACUUGGGGAAACUGAAGGUUCCAUUCGAGUUUAUGAAAUUCCAUUACCAGCAACUCCAUCAAAGCAAGUAAUUAUUGCUGAACCCAAAGAAACAUCACGUGUCAAUGAUACAACAACAAAAAUUGUUCAACCCGAAAUUGUCUUCUCAUCGAAAAGCGAGAACAGCAAUAUUCAUCCUGAGCGUGAAAGACCGAACAGCAUUUCCAUGGACAGAGGAAAGGCGACGAUGGCUUUUUCUUUCACCGACUCACCACCAAAUGAAUAUGGAAUCAUAUCUGAAGCCAACAAACUGAGUCAUCAUCGUUACAUAUUACAAAACAAAAGUGCCAUAAUCCUCUUGAUUUUCAUAAUAUUAUAUGCAUAUCAUUAGAAUACGUAGCUCUCAUGUUAAAUGUUAUCAUCAAGAUGAUAAUGAACCAUACGUUAUGUAAAUAAAUGUAGUUUGUAGAAGACAAAAAUAAUUAAAAAACAAAUCUCUACUCUGCUCAUGUCUUUUUUUUUAAUCAAAAACUUUAGUUAACAAUAUUGAGAAUUUUGUAACGAAAUUAUGUCUUCUUCUUCCUCUGUGUUGAUUAAUUACUUUAAUUAAAGCCAUUCACAUCGAAUUUGAACGAAAUAGAAAACUUUUUUGGUUGUUAUAAAAUUUACAUCCAAACUGAGGUCAUUUUGAAAAUUUUAAAUGAAAAUGUAGAAGAGCAUAUUCUUAUUGUUUCAUGAGAAAAAAGAUCAGGGAAUUUAAAUAGGUAAUUAAGAGAUGGGAAUGCGUUCGUUCUCAUGUAAAAUGCACAACUUUUCCCUUCCAAGCUUCAUUCUCAACAACCUCAAGAGAAAAGAAAUCAUUUUUGUCUAUUUUUUUAAUUUAUUUUACUGAAACCUUUCGUUUUCCUGAAGAUUUUAGAAUAAAAAUAAAAAUAAAAAAAUUAAAUGAAGGGGAUGUUAGACAAAGUCGGUGAGAACUUUUCACAAGCACCUUUUUAUGCUAUCUAACAGACAAAAAUUCUCUAAGGAGCAAACAAAAACAUUUAUAAAAUAACAUAAAUUUUCCCUCUUAAAAUUAACUAAAAAAAGUUUUUCUUUCUGGACUACAUACAGAUCUCUUGAGAGAGUGGAAAUAUAAAAUGUUAAUUAGACAUUCUCAACACAGCUGUGUUUCUGACAUUUUUCCUUCUUUACGUUCGUUUCUUUCUACACUAAAUAUCAAGAGACGUCGCUGGCUUGAAAUAAAUAAAUUCAAACUUCUAGAGAAAAAAUAAUAAAAGGCUUCAUAAGUAAUGAUAAAGAAACUAUAAGACAUAUAUUCGUCAUUAAAAGGAAUUAAUAUAAAAUUAAGAAACGAGUUGGAAACAAUAAGAAAAAAAAUAUCUUCAUAGAAAAAUCGAAAAAAAAAGAUGAUUGUUCAGUACUGAAAAACUGUCGCGACACUUGACAGAAGCAAAAUAUCAAACAAAGAGAAAAUCUUGUAAAAAUAAUUAAUAAAAG